Molecule: messenger RNA, 9403 nt
Organism: Caretta caretta (loggerhead turtle)
Lineage: Eukaryota; Metazoa; Chordata; Testudines; Cheloniidae
Gene: UBXN7
Product: UBX domain protein 7
Biological process (GO): proteasome-mediated ubiquitin-dependent protein catabolic process
Cellular component (GO): nucleus
Molecular function (GO): ubiquitin binding
Source: RefSeq, a predicted model, not a curated record
AAAGGAGUUUGGGCGGCUCUGCGCCUGUGCACAGCAACCGGGCAGGUGGCUGGUGUUGUUGUUCGGCGGCGGCGGCGGCAAGAUGGCGGCGCACGGGGGCUCUGCGGCCUCCUCGGCGCUCAAAGGGUUAAUCCAGCAGUUCACCGCUAUCACGGGUGCCAGUGAAAGUGUGGGGAAACAUAUGCUUGAAGCAUGCAACAAUAAUCUAGAGAUGGCUGUCACUAUGUUUCUGGAUGGUGGAGGCAUAGCAGAGGAGCCCAGCACCAGUUCAGCAGCAGUAUCAACUGUACGACCACAUACUGAGGAUGAAGUACGAGCACCAAUUCCACAAAAGCAGGAAAUUUUGGUAGAGCCAGAGCCCUUGUUUGGAGCUCCUAAACGACGCAGACCUGCCCGUUCAAUAUUUGAUGGUUUUCGGGAUUUUCAAACAGAAACCAUUCGACAGGAGCAGGAGCUGCGGAAUGGAGGUGCAAUAGAUAAGAAACUCACUACCCUUGCAGACCUCUUCAGGCCUCCCAUCGAUCUGAUGCACAAAGGCAGCUUUGAAACGGCCAAAGAGUGUGGUCAGAUGCAGAAUAAAUGGCUCAUGAUUAACAUCCAGAAUGUGCAGGACUUUGCAUGCCAGUGUCUUAACCGUGACGUCUGGAGCAACGAGGCUGUGAAGAACAUUAUCCGGGAGCAUUUCAUUUUUUGGCAGGUAUACCAUGACAGUGAGGAAGGACAGAGAUACAUACAGUUUUAUAAACUGGCAGAUUUCCCUUAUGUCUCCAUUCUGGACCCGAGGACAGGCCAGAAAUUAGUGGAGUGGCACCAACUGGAUGUAACUUCUUUCUUGGACCAAGUGACUGGUUUCCUGGGUGAGCAUGGGCAACUGGAUGGACAUUCUACCAGCCCUCCCCAAAAAUGUUCCCGCUCUGAGAGCCUCAUUGAUGCUAGUGAGGAUAGCCAGAUGGAAGCUGCCAUCAGGGCCUCCCUGCAGGAGACACAUUUUGAUUCCUCCCAGGUCAAACAGGACAGCCGAUCAGAUGAGGAGUCUGAAUCUGAGCUUUUCUCUGGAAGUGAGGAAUUUAUUUCUGUUUGUGGCUCCGAUGAUGAUGAUGAGUCCGAGAAUCCUGCCAAGUCUAGGAAGUCUCCACACAAGGACUUGGGGUGUAGGAAAGAGGAGAGCCGGAGGCCUCCACCUGAGCCUCCCACAAGGACUGAUCCUGGAACAACAUCAAACCAUCGAGUAGUGUCCUGUAUUGAUGCUGGGAUACUGGAGGAAUCAGCUGACAAGCCUGAAAGUGCAGUGGAGGGAUUGGAUCUGAAUGGACCAAAGGCACAGCUGAUGCUAAGGUAUCCAGAUGGAAAGAGGGAACAAAUUUCACUGCCCGAACAAGCUAAACUUCUGGCUCUCGUGAAGCAUGUCCAGUCAAAAGGAUACCCUAAUGAACGUUUUGAACUUCUCACCAAUUUCCCUCGAAGGAAGCUUUCUCAUCUGGACUAUGACAUCACAUUGCAGGAGGCUGGCCUGUGCCCUCAAGAGACUGUCUUUGUGCAGGAAAGGAAUUAGCACCAAGGCCUGAGCUCUCCCAGCCUCCCUCCCCUCCUCUUCUUUGCCUGUGAUACCAAUGCACUAAGUAUGCAGCUGGGCUCAUGGGAUCAUCGAGCUGAAAUCAGACAGGCAGGCAUUUGCCACAUCUCCCUCUUCCUCCUUUCUCCUAGUUUUGUGACCAAAUGAAAAUGCUAAGAUAUGAGCUUUCCCAGCUUUGGCCUUGGAAAAAUCAUGCGCUAAUUGUGGAGGAACAUGCCUCCUACAACUGCACAUCCCUUUCUCAGAAUAAGAGGGUAGUCUGUGCAUCCAACAUGCUGGGGUUCGGGAUGGCCAUAAAAAACAAAUAUUUCUCACCGCUACCCCUAAAAGAAAAAUCUAUUUUGUUAAUAUAUUUUAUUUUUAUUGAGAAAUACCAUGCAGCUAGGCACUGAGUUGUCUCUCUGCACAGAGAAAUUGUAAUUUGCAGUAGAAUUUUUCUUCGUUUUGGUUUUCUACACAAAAGGUCUCCAUUAACCUUACAGUCUUGUGAGGAUCCCUUGUCAUGUCCUCUGCAGAAUACUGAUUUGCUGGAAGGAUGUGGUGUGAGCUGUGUUUAACAAUUCAGGUUGGGGCAGCUUGGUAGAUUACACAAGCAUAUUUUUCUCUCUUCCUGCUGACGAGGUGGCAUCUUGUUUAAGUGAGGGUUGACCUGCCAGUGGAUUUGGCAGAUAUUUAGCAUGCCUGAUAUGGGAAUUGGAUGCUUGAUCUGGAGCUGAAACCUGCUGUUUUCAUAGUUAGAACUUACCCCUCCGGAAUCUAUUCUCUUAUUCCAAAACGUGGCCUCUUUGUUGUCAGGACUUCAUUGGUGGUGGGAUAUUGUAAGAAUCUCAAACAAAAACUUUUGCCAUCGUACAAUUUAAAAACUAAUUUGAUUCUCUGUUUCCUAGGUAAUUCACUUUCUUGGGGCAAUAGGGCAUUCACAAAGCAGUCAGGCUAUAAGAUAAGUAGGCUCUAGUGCUGAGGUUCCUUUUUAUUAUAAAUUGUAAAAAACUGUCAUUGAUAGACAUCCCACUAAUUUAGAAUGAUCAUUUAUUGGGUCACAUCAUCAGGGUGACUUGAACUCUCUGUUAUCCCACUUCCUAAUUGGAACUGCAGUGAAAUAUAUAGAAUUGUAUCUGUAACAAAAGUUUUGAGUUGUGUAAAGCAACGGUAACUAACUCAUGUCAGUAUGAUUCGGGCUUUACAUCGUUCAAAGCUAUAAAAACUGUCAGUGUAAGCCAUACGUACAUUAUGACUAAGGAAUCAGUUAACCAAACAUAUAAUGCAACGUACAGUGCAUCCAAAUGGCUUUUUGCACCAUGUACUCUCCUUUGUCCUCAGAUACUUUACCCUGAGUCUGAGCACAAUCGUGUUCAAAGAUUUACAGAAGACUGCAGUGAGACACAACCAUUUCAUUGCUAACUCAUCCUUUUACAGAAACUGGUACUGAUCCAGGGUGCUCUUUUGUAACUGAUAGUUUGUGUUCGCGUAUUCUGUAUUUGUGGAGGAAAACAAGCUGCUUCACGUUGGACAUAAAAAUACAGGUAGGGUUAACUUGAGAAUCAGACAAAACUGGCAGUUUUUAUAGGGUGAAAGAUUAGUGUGCCCCCCCCGGCCAAUUUUGCUUCAUUGUGUUUGUCAGGAAAUCUUAUCUCCUGGCAUCAGUGUCAAAGAAAAGAAUUAAUGCUGGCAAUAACUAUUUCCAAGCCAGAAAAGAACCCUCUGAGUGGAUGGCUAGGAAUAUUAUGUGGGAUAAAACUUUUCAAGAUACUUUGCCUUUAAUUUCACUCCAGGCUGCAUUCCUGCAUUAGAAGAUGUUACAUUGGGAAAUCAUGGUGAUUACCCAGUUUAUUCCUUGUGGGUCUUUGCAAGCUAACUGUCCUUUGCCCUUAAAACUGUGAAUUCUUAUAUAUAAUUUAUAAGUAUAUUUAUACAAUGCUUUACAAAUGGAUGAUUUGACUAAAAGCAUUCACAUUGAUACCACUUUUUGAGUUCUGUUCCAGGAUACAAAAGCCAGUUCUGAUCUCCAUUCCCUGUCUAGUUGUUGAGUCACAUCAAAGGUGACGUGUUGAGACUCUAAAGUGAUAACUGGUUAUUAUCAGCAUUGUUCUCAAAGGGAACUAUUCCUCUGCUAUACUGACCCGAGAAAGAGAACUGCAACAAUCAAAGAGAAAGGGAGGGCACUGGUGGUUGUGGGAGAAGGAAAAAUGGUGCUUCUAGAAUGGAGGAUCCUCUGAACCACAAAAUACCCAAUUCAGACUUGGCCGCAUAGGGAGCGGUGUAGUGGUAGCCUGUAUCAUUUAGUUCUAAAUGCUUUCCUGGGCUCCCAAGGGCUAAUUGAAAUGAUUAACUCUGACACUUGUGUGCAUGAAUCUGUUUACACCUUCCCAACUGGUGAAUAUCUGAAGAAUUUGAGGUUUAAGAGCACCAAGAUUUAGUAUCUAGCAUUUAUCCAUGGGCUUUUCCUUGUGCACUAAAUUGAUUGAUUUAAGGCUGCAAGUUUCUGUGGCUCUCCCAUGAUGCCCCUUUAUGUACAUGGGAGUGGGGGCCUUGGCAGUUCCACUAACUCUUGUGUUAAAUUAUUUCUGUUUGGUGGGGGGACGCUGAUUGUUCAAAGCAAUAUUCUGAUUGGGUAGUUGGUCCUUUUUGACAUCAUACACUCUCAGCUAUGAUCUCCCUAAAUAAUUCUGUACACACUUUACAUUGAAUGGAUGGAGGGGAACUUCUCUUCCGAAACCCCAUUCUUAAUUACAUUUUGACUUUAGCUGCAAGGCAGCCAAAAGCCAUAAAAGCUCCUUUUUAUUUUCUCUUCCUGCUUAGUUGCAAGGAGCUAGACUCUCUUAUAUUGGCCAUCUUGCAUUAAAAAGCUGAAUUUAGAGUCCUGAACCAGCUUUUAAGUCAGCUUUGUUAUGUUAAAAGCUUGCCCACCCACCUCUCAAGCAGUCUGGUCUGGCAGGGAAGCAAUAAUUAUACUUUGAGAAGAAGCCACUUAUGCUUUUUAGUGGUGGAGGUAUGAAAAGAAAAUCUGCCUCUUACCCAGUCUGGCAGUGGUGCUUAGCACUAGAUUUUUAGCAUAAUGUAAGCUGAAUUGGGAGCCUGCAGCUUGCUCCCAGUUCAUUUUUAAGCAAAUGACAUUUUUCAAAAGAGCCUAGCUGUUGGACAAGGAGGAAGGUGAGGGAUUUCAGUUGUCCACUGCCAUUUCCUUCUACUCCAUCUCCUUCCCCAACUGUACUUUAACUACUGGAUAAUGAAUUUCUAUACAUUUUCAUAUUCCUCCAGUGAUCACUAAUCUCCCAAACUUAUUUUCAUGAUUUUAAGAAGUUGAAAGUAGCCAUUGGCGAGAAACUGAUGAAGAAAGGCAGCUCAGCUCACUGGGUUGGAGAUCUGAAGAGACAAGAUGUCAAAACUCCAGGGAACCUGAAAGGGAGGAAAAUACAACAAUAAAUAUAUCCAUAACAUAGUACUUUCUCUUGUGCUGUGAACAAUAGUGGAAAGGUAUUUGGUGGAUUAAACCCCAUUCCCCAAAGAAACUGGCUUCUAAUGUUUUUUGAUUUGGCUUUUUUUGAGACGUUCAGAGUGGCAUGGGUCCUUAAUUUUAAGUAUCUGAAGCUGAGGUGGUGAUCACUUAUUGUACCAGUGCACACCCAUUGAGAAUUUUUCCUCUUAGAAAAGCAAGCUAGCUACCUGACUUAGAUACACAGAAGGUUCAAAGAUAUGAAAUACUUCCUGCACUAUGGCUAUUUCCAGUGACUUCAUUUAACACUAUGAGUAGGUCCUGGCAAUUGGGGGGUGAAUGGCUGACUGGUCAUGGACUAAAACGUGAUCUUUGUGCCAGGCCCUGGUAGCUUGUCUCUUCCCUUCCCAAGAAGUGGUUAGUGCUUGUUCUGGUUGGGUCCUUUAUCUUUCAGUUCUCUGCAUCUCUGCCAAAGUCCCAAGUUCCCCCUUAUGCACAUCUGUCUUUUUAAGACCCCCACUGCAAACAUCAACUAUGCAGUAUGGCUAAAGCAUUGUAGUUCGGACUUCCAAGAGUCAGUAAGUGGCCAGAGAGGCUCCUGUUAAGAGAAAUCUUCUCUCCUCAGUCUGAACCUUCAUGCAUUGCCUCUGACAGACCUAGUCUUAAAAGGCUGGAGGAGUGAGACUGGGAAUCUAACCUGGGAUUUACAUAGAACAGAGCUUUGGCUGGCAGGAAUGUAAGCUAGCCUGGUCAGAGGUUUUUUGUAUUGACACAGAAGGCGCCCUGUAAACAACAACUUUGUCAAAUUGUUUCAUGACACUGAGGCUGUGAUGCGCAUUACUUUGGAGUGGGCUGGGGAAAGGUCUCAUGUUAGUUGCAAGGAAAAGUGGUGAUCUAAGGGCUAGCAAAACAAAUGUUUGGAAGUGGACAUGCUGUGUAGCUUCAUGCAAGACCCUUAACCUAAAUGACUGCGUAGUUUGGUCUUACUAAUGGGUGCUACUUUGUGGAUCUGUCAUGAAGAGUACUAGGGAGUAGAGAUGUGUUUAUAGAAUGGGAGUCCGUAUCCUUGGCAGAUACGGGAGGGAAUAGCCAUCUCCAUCCUCUCAGAUUAAUAGUAUUUCAAACUCUUACGUUUUGAUUUGUAGCUCCUUUCUUUUAAAAGGAGCAGUUUGUCCCACGUGUUCCAUUUGUCUUGUUUUGCUCUCCGACUCGUUAAUUCCUUGAAAAUUAAUCACGAGUAUAACAGUUAAUCAUGACUAGGAGUAGGACGUGUAUAGUAGCUUCAUAAACAUCAGAUCAAGAGAGCAUCGGUUUAAAGGAUUAUGAUACUAGCUCAUCCCUACCGUGGAGGAAUUUGAGAUGUGAGACUCCCAGGAUACUGGGAGCCUUGGCCGUCUUAUAGUCAUCUCCUCCACUCCCCUGUGGAGCGAGCGAUCACCACUAUGCUAGGUUUUCAGACACAGCAUAUAGUAAAGCAAGCUGACCGAAAGCUUCAACCUUGCAACAUGCUCUGUCCAGAGAAGGCAGUGAGGGCCUGAGCAAAAGCCACUGGGAGUCUUUUCACUGACUUCAGUGAACUUUGAAUUAGGACCUAAAAGAUUGGUAUUGUACACUCACAUCCUAAGCUUUACUUCUGGAAGCACAUUGCACUCCCUUGUAAAUCAGCAAACGUGCUUGUACUCUCUUUUUGAAAUUAUGUCUAAUAGCCUUGUAAUUACAGGCUUUUACAGUCUUUAAAGUGUUAUUAAACUAUAGUAACACAAUAUAGUGUUACAAAGGGUGUCAGAGUUAUCAGGAGUUGUUUAAACAGCAUUUCCUUAGCUGUGGUACAUCAAAGCUUUUCAGAAAGAACCAAAUCUGCUAGUCUGUUAGUACACUAGAAUGAAAAACUUUGGGGGGUGGGAGGUGCAAUCCAUUCCUAACCAGUGUGGAUAGUUGAAUAGAAAUUUAGGUGCCUGUAAUUUGUUAGUAUUAGUGUUGUAAAUACACUCAAGUGCAUAUAAUUCUGCAUUUUUCAUCUGAGACACAGUAAUGCAUACAAACCUCUAUUUCUGCUAUCACGGUUUAUGCAGUUGCUAGAAACCAUCUGAUGAAAUACAUUCUUGCCUCACACUGGUGCACAUUUUAAAAACUAGCAGAUUUAACAAAACCCUCUCCGUCUUUCUGUUUCAGUAGACUUACCCACAUAGUUGUGCAGACUGCAGUUAAAAUGGGAUUUAUAGACUGAAAGAAAUAGCUCAUUGCAAUGUUCCAUAUUCUCAUUGUUACUUCCCCAUAAUAUUUAUGCAUUUUACAGAAGUUUGAAUGAGCUACAUAACUGACAGCACUAAGUCCUCAGUCUGCUCAGAAUACAGCUUUGUUUUAAGAGUAUAAUUGACAAAGAUCCUGAAAUUCUAAAAAAAAUUUUAAAAAAACCCCCAGAUUGCCCUUCAAUAGCAAUAUUGGCCUUGUAUGUCUGAUACUACUGUAGUGAGAACUCAUUUUUGUUAUCAAACCAAACAGAUUAAAUAUACCAACAGUUGGGUACCAGUAGAGUAUAACUAACAAUAACUACCUUUCACCUUUUCUGUUCUGAGUGUUUGAUCUGUAGUGCUCAAACAGAACUGCAUAUGUAGCUAUGUGGUACAGCCUAGUGGAUUCCCAGUUGAGUGGUGUAUGACCUUUGCAAUCAGUACUGUGCAUGACUAGUUAGUGACAGUGAUUAUUAGAAUGUAACCUUUGGAGUAAGAAGUCUGUUUCUCUAUUUGUUGUGUUUGCUCUUCCCAGCUGGAGUGCUGGGUCCACUAGCACUGAAAGACCAUGAAAGUUUGAUCUACAAAUCAUCACUUUUCUAGGAGGGAAAUAAGGCACCAUGUGAGAGAACUCAUUGGUCUUCUAUCCUUAUUCCAGAUGCCAAACAGUGUAAAGAUGAAUACAAAUAGACAAGUGAUUAAUGCUAUUCAUGUAUUGAGGUUAGCUGAGGAUUUGUUACAGAGACUUUUUGGGGUGAAACUGGAUGUAUCCUUUGAGACGUCCCUUUAGCAGUUAUCCUUGUAGUGGCUUUGUGGACUAUAUACUAACUGUUUUUCCCCCCACUCUUCUUGCCUAAUUCAGCAGCUCUGCUGAAUCAGUUUGCAUCAUUUCUUAGAUUUUUCACCCUUUCUUUUACCAAGCUAGUAGUUAACACAGUGACGCAGUCCAGGGCAUGGAGGUGUAUGGACAUGCUUUGGCUAUAUUAAGUAUAAAUACUGACAGCCGUCAGUCACAUGAAGUAUAGAUAGGCAUGCCUUUGUCAUGCUGUGUUAACAUUUCUGAUUAUGCUAUUUUUUUAAAAAGCAAUCUUCCCCUGUUAUAUAAAGGCUAGGAUGUUCUUUUUUAAUCAACUCAAAACUGGGUAAAGUAUUGACCCAUAUAAAUGUGCCAGACACCUACCUGAGUUGGAAUUUUCAUUAAUCUCCAGAUUCUAACUAGUUCCUCUGCAAAUUAAUCAGAACAGAUUUUGACAACUGCUGUUGAAAUCUGUGCACAUUACUGCUACAGGCAUUCUAAAAUAAUUAUUUUACAAGGAUUUUUCCCUUGUAUGCCAGAAAAGUGCUCAAUUUUAUUCCAGCUCAGUUAUGAUCUGCUGUUUGCUUUUUGAGCAUGUGAGAUUAAUAGACGCAGCCUUGGGUAAUACAGGAGAAUUUUAUUUGAAUCUCUUAAUAGUUAGCUGUGAGAUAACUUGCAGUGUCUAUCCAGUCCCAAUAAAAAUGGCCAUACUGGCUUUUUAUUGAAGAAUGCAGCGCUUAGUGUCACUGUCUUAUGCCUUAAAUUGCCUCACUUUUAUCAUCUACCAUUAUGCAAAAAUACAUUAAUAAUUAUAGAAAUUCUGGUCUUGGUCACUGUCAGUUGUCAUUAUUUCCACCAAUACACCUUCAGUACGGAAGAGAGUAAUAAUCCUGUAUCUUAUAAUUGUUUAAAGGUAUAGGAACUUUUGAGUCGUAAGAGGAUACAAUAUAAACGUAGAUGAAGGAGGGGGAUGAGGUGCUAUCUUAUAGAACAGCUUUAAUUGACAAAAAUCUGAGUCAAACUCAAUUGAGUCUAAGAAGUGUAGUGUCUAACCAGGCACAUCGUGCACUCUGAUACAAUACGUUGUUUGUUUAUGGGGUUGGGUCCUCCAGUUGAUAAACGUAGUUUUUAACUGUGCAAAAUUGUGACUUUGCCUGUCAUUUUGUACAGCAGCAAUUUUCUUUAAUUAUGAUGCAACUAAGUGGGAGGAGGAGAAGUCUUCGGAAGAUUUCAGCUCACUGUGCUGGGAGGGAGCAAACUCAAGGAAACCUCUCUAAUCGAUAUAAACAACUGCUGCAUUUUUUUAUAAAUAUAUGUAAAUGUCCUAUUGUAAUAUUUGAUCCUGGAAAUAAAACAAACUGUUUUCAGUA